Scheffersomyces coipomensis is the source of this 3292-nucleotide messenger RNA. RefSeq lists its product as uncharacterized. Lineage: Eukaryota; Fungi; Ascomycota; Pichiomycetes; Serinales; Debaryomycetaceae. Gene Ontology annotation, biological process: DNA-templated transcription; regulation of DNA-templated transcription. The record is from RefSeq and is a predicted model, not a curated record. The transcript has 3 exons. Bases 441 to 3041 code for a protein of 866 amino acids. Gene Ontology annotation, molecular function: zinc ion binding; DNA binding; DNA-binding transcription factor activity, RNA polymerase II-specific.
GUAUCACUAAAAGUUCAGUUAACUAAAGUAAACUGGAGUGAUCAUAAUUUUUACAACAAAAUUUUUAUUUACAACCAAAUUAAUUAUUAUCAACAACUUCUUCUUCUUCUUCUUCAUUAUCUAUCUUCAUCGAAUCAAUCAAUCAAUCAAUCAAUCAAUCAAUCAAUCAAUCAUUCUUCAACCAUCAUCUACUACUUAGACUAUUCAACUUAGGUUAUACUUUCCUUCCACCAACCCACCUCCCCACAUCCUCACGUCUGUUUCUACCCUACCCUGUCGCCUCAUUCUAUUUUUGUAAACUAACCUUAUUUUAUUUUAUUUUACUUAUUUUCUUACUAAUUCAUUACCUCAUUAGCUCAAUUACUCCCUCCCUUUAGUUAUUUUACAAUCCAUCAAGUAGAUCCAAACCACUAUAACAUCAACUACUAUUAAUAUAACAAAUGUUUGUAUUUCCAGCGUUUGAUUCAAACUAUAAAACAAGAAAAAGAACGUUUAAAUGUUGUCAAAGUUGUAGAACAAAAAGAAUUAAAUGUGAAAUCACUUCUAAAGAUUAUGAAAUUAUUGGUUGUUUAAAUUGUACAAAACAUGGUUUCCAAUGUAGUUUAAUUAAAAAAAUUGAUCAAUCUAAUAAAAAUAAUAAUAAUAGUAAUGAGUUACAACAACAACAAGUUCAGAUCCAAGUACAACCUCAACCAUCUCAACAACAACAGCAACAACAACAACAACAACAACAACAACAACAACAACAACAGCAACAGCAACAGCAACAGCAGCAGCAACAGCAGCAACAACAACCUCAACAACCUCAACAACCUCAACAACCUUAUCAACCUCAAGAUAUUAUAUCUCCACCUCAAUUAGAUUCAAAUCAAUCCAUGAAAAGAAUAACUCCUCAAUAUUUAAAAGCAAAAUUCAAUUUCAAUAUCUCAGGUCAAGAUUCAGAUUCAACUUAUCAAUAUCUUUUCCAUGGUCAUCCUAAAGUUAUUAUUUCCAUGUCGGAUGAUCAAUCAAUUUGGCAUGAAUCAGGUGUUUAUGUUAAAAACCCAUCGGAUGAAGAAGAUACAAAAGGUCAACCUUUAGGACCUCCAACUUCCGCACCUACUCAAAUCCCUCAACAACAAGAACAACAACAACAACAACAACAACAUCAUCAUCAACAAGUUCAACAAUCUCAAUUCGAUAAAUUAAAGAAAUCAUAUAAAAUCAAAAACUUUGGUAAUGGUAAAGAUAAAGAAUAUUAUAUUAAAAAUCCAAAAGUUUACCAAUUUUUAAAAUCAAUUGAUGCAUUUACUUUAUCAUCGAUCAACUAUCCAAUUACAUUGGCUGAAACAAAACAAUUAAUUGAAUUAUAUUUCUUUAAAAUUAAUUCAAUUUUCCCUUUGGUUCAUGAACAAGGAUUUUGGGAUGAUUUUAAAAACAAUAAAUGUCAAAAUGUAUUAUUAUAUUCAAUUAUUUUAGCUAUAUCAAGAGAUAAAUUAGCAGAACCAAUUUUAAAAGAUGUUUUUAAACGAGGUUAUAGAUUACAAGAAAUAAAUCAAAUUCAAUUCCAACAAGAAUUAAUUAAUUUUAUGACGGAAUUACAUUAUAAAAUACGACAAUUAAUGUUAAUUUUACCUCAAUUAGGGGAUGCCGAUAAAUUUUCUCGAAUUGUAAUUCAUCUUGUUUUAUCAUUACAUUUUGCUUAUGAUAGAUAUGGUAGUGAACAAAGUAGUCAUGAUCUUAGUGCUGCUAUAAAUCUUGGUAAUGCUAUUGGGAUUCAUAUGAAACGUUUAUCAUCUCAAAAAAGUAUUGAAAAUAAAGUGGAAUAUCUGAAUAAUCUUUGGUGGUGUUGUUAUAUAUUUGAUAGAUUUAAUGGUUUAACUAAUGCUAGAGCAGUUUUCAUUAGACAAGAAGAUUUUAAUAUUGAUUUACCUUAUAAUAAUAUUAAUCUUUUAAAAAUGGUUCAAUUAGCAAGAUCUUUAGAAAAUAUGUUUUUUGCAAUUUUUCAACCUUUUAAUAAUAAUAAUGUUAUUGGAAAUAAUAAUAUGAUAAGGUAUAAAAUGUUUAAUAGUGAUGAAUUUCAAAAAAUUGAAUUUGAAACUUGUGAAAAGGAAAGAUUAAGAUCAACUAAUAAACCAUUUUAUUCAAAUUUAAAAAAUGAUUAUACUACAAAUACUAUUCAUUUUUUAACUAGAAUUGUUAAUAAUGUUAUUAUUUUAGCAUCUCAAAAGGCAAAAUAUGAUAAUCCUCAAAUUCCUAAUAAUAUUCCUGAUUUAAUAAGUCAAAGAGCUGCUUCCAAUGUUUUAUGGUAUAUGAUUCAAAUGGAUGAUGAUUUAAAAAUUAAUAUUCCAAUGAGUCCAUGGUGUAUGUCAUUAGCUAUGGCUGUUGCAUUAAAGAAAAAGGCUAAAUUACAUUUGAAAUUCAAUAAUUCAACCUCAUCAUCUUCAUCAUCAUUUACUAAUAUGGGUGGAAGUAUUAAUGAAAAUGAUCAUUUAAAUAAUGGUACAUUUGAAGAUAAUUUCCAAUUUGAACAAUAUUUUAAUGAAUUAAAGAAAUUCUCAUCAACUUGGUGGAUUGUCGAUGAAAAUUAUAGAUUAACUAAUGAUUUCAUUGAUACUUUAAAUACCAAAGUUAAAAAUAAAAAGAGAAGAUCAUUACCAACUGCAUCAUCAUCAUCAUUGGCAAGUACUAAUAAUGCUAGAGGUGGUUCAGUUUCAGUUAAACGUGCCAGACAUGAAAGUAAUUCAAGUUCAAAUGGAAGUCAUGAAUCAACUAAUAGUAGUCUUAAUGAAUCUCAUCAACCUCAAAUGAUGAAUAAUGCAAACCAUAAUAGUAAUAACAAUAACAAUAACAAUAAUAAUAAUAAUAAUAAUAAUAAUAAUAAUAAUAAUAAUAACAACAACAACAAUAAUAAUUUACUUAAUGCAUUUGAUGAUCCAAUUUGGUUAAAGAGAUCUAUACCAUCUCCCGUAAAUAAAAACCAAUCACCAUUCCCUAUUCCACAAUCACCCAUUACUAAACCUGAUUCCAUACCAUCUAUAAAGAGUAUGUUACAUAAAUAAUGGCGUUAAUAUGAAUAAUAAUAAUAAUGGUGUUAAUAAUAAUGUUGGAGGUAGUAAUGUCAAUUCAACUAUGAUGACUGGUUCAACCUCGAAUUCGAAACCAUUCUUUGGAAGUGAUUCAUCAUUUAGUCCGAAUAGUAUGAGUUCAGGAGAUGCUAAUCAAUAUGAUCAAUAUUUUGAAUCGAUGCAAAUUGAUAUAUUUAAUAACGAUUUCUUUAAGGAUGUUCCAAAUGUGAUCAAUUUAUUAAAGU